AUGAGUGGAUUUUCAAAUUGGUUUGAUCCAUAUGGAUCAAAUUCUAUGAAGCAAAAUUCAAGUUCUCAUUCACAAAAUUCUAACGAUCCUUCUCAAAAUUUCGGCAUUCACCCGACUUUUCCAAAUUUCUCUUGGCCAAAUAUGUCUAAUCCUCAAGUAUAUCCCAACAAUUCCAUUAGUCAAUCAGCCCCUUCAUUUCAAUUUUCAUCCCAAGGGCAUCCGUCUCAGGGGUUUCAGCCAUACGGAUAUCGCCCGCAAUGGUACCCCCCUCCAGGAUUUUCCCCGCAAGGAUAUCCUUCGCAGGGGUAUAUGUUCUCUGAGUCCUCUAGGAGGACAAGUGUAGAUGGGAGUUGUACUGAUGGAGGCACACCAUCUUCAAGAAGGGCAAUUCAAGGUUUGGAGAAUAUAAAUCUCUCUAUUGAGCCAAAAUCCAACGACGAUGAACAGAAUGCCAACAAGCGCCGAGUGUUUUAUUCAGAUGCGGAGUGUGAAGUUCUUGCGCAAUGUUGGAUCAAUAUUACCAUCAAUUCCGUGGUUGAAAAUGACCAAAAGUUGGAGAAAAUAUGGAAACGCAUUGCAGAAGCCUACAAUAAAAAUCGCUCUACCAACACUCCAAGAAGAGAACCCACAUAA
Molecule: messenger RNA, 633 nt
Organism: Salvia miltiorrhiza (redroot sage)
Lineage: Eukaryota; Viridiplantae; Streptophyta; Magnoliopsida; Lamiales; Lamiaceae
Exons: 1
Coding region: 1-633 (210 amino acids)
Source: RefSeq, a predicted model, not a curated record